Molecule: messenger RNA, 491 nt
Organism: Melospiza melodia melodia
Lineage: Eukaryota; Metazoa; Chordata; Aves; Passeriformes; Passerellidae
Gene: CGA
Product: glycoprotein hormones, alpha polypeptide
Exons: 3
Coding region: 1-363 (120 amino acids)
Biological process (GO): thyroid hormone generation; positive regulation of steroid biosynthetic process
Cellular component (GO): extracellular region; follicle-stimulating hormone complex
Molecular function (GO): follicle-stimulating hormone activity
Source: RefSeq, a predicted model, not a curated record
AUGGAUUUCUAUGGGAAGUAUGCAGCUGUCACAUUGACCAUUUUGUCUGUAUUUCUACAUCUUCUUCAUACUUUCCCAGAUGGAGAGUUUCUCAUGCAGGGCUGUCCAGAGUGCAAGCUAGGGGAGAACAGAUUCUUUUCCAAGCCAGGAGCACCCAUUUACCAGUGCACUGGGUGCUGUUUCUCCCGUGCCUAUCCCACUCCAAUGAGGUCCAAGAAGACCAUGCUUGUUCCAAAGAACAUUACAUCAGAAGCAACAUGCUGUGUAGCAAAGGCUUUUACCAAGAUUACCCUUAAGGACAAUGUGAAGAUAGAGAACCAUACAGAUUGUCACUGCAGUACCUGCUACUACCAUAAAUCCUAAAGCCUGUCCCUUUGUUAAUGGUCAAGGACAACAGGACAACAGUGAAUGGAACAUUUGUUUUCAGCUUUUACAGCACCACAGUGUAAAACCUUGUUUUUUCUGGUAAAGACUCUGGGUAGACCUCUGGA